Parasteatoda tepidariorum (common house spider) is the source of this 932-nucleotide messenger RNA. RefSeq names its product transmembrane protein 223. NCBI's taxonomy places the organism in Eukaryota, Metazoa, Arthropoda, Arachnida, Araneae, Theridiidae. The record is from RefSeq and is a predicted model, not a curated record. Gene Ontology annotation, cellular component: mitochondrion.
AAACGCCUUGAAUUGUAUAGAAAUAGGUAGGUAAAAGCGUUUUACAAAUUAUCAAAAUAAAAACAAACAUUACCCCCUUCUUACUCGUUGGGUCAUGUAAUUUUGAAAGAUUAUUUGCCAAAAAAUAUGAAUUGUUAUUAGGAAGUGUGCAUCGUUAAUUAUUAAUCAUCAACAAUAAGAAACUUUUUUAAUAUUUUAUUUCAAUGCAACCAUAAUAAAGUUAAAUUCGAGCACGGCAUAUUUUGAAAAAUGUUUUUAGUGUGUCAACUAAAUACUAGAAUUUUAUUUACAUCUAAAACUUCUUGGUCUCAAUUCCUUCACCUCCGAUUUUCUUCUGGUUAUUUCCCGACUGAAAAGAUUAAGAACUUACAGAAAGAUGUUUUGUUAUAUUCCCUGGAUAAAGUUAAAUUUCUAAAAUAUCUGUCCUUCUUUGGAGUUGGACAGUUGUUUCUUUGCGGUUAUUAUGCUAGUACAUUUUUUAGUCUCAGAAAUACUGACACAAGACACGGUGAAAAAUCUUCGUGGAGGAAUGUUAACUUAUCAAGUUUCAAGUCUAGAAUGAUUUCUGCGGCUACUUGCAUGGGGUUUGGUUUGCUUACUGCUUUUAUAUCAUAUUCAUUGCCCUAUAGAAUUGUCAAACAACUUACUUUGCACAAAGGAGGUGAUAUUGUAACCAUUUUAACAUAUGGCCCGUUUGGAAGAACUCGCCAAUUAUCUGUGCCUUUACGAAAAAUCAGCUGCAUGUGUACUCGAGAAGAAGCAAAAUCUUAUAUACCUUUCAAAAUAAAGAACAAAUCGCUAUUUUUCCUCAUUGACUGUAAAGGAAAGUUUUUACAGCCUACUUUAUAUGAUGUCAGUGUAGGCACAAAAAGUUUUAAGAUUUAGUUAAAUGCAUUAGUUAAAAUAUCCAAUAAAUAUUGAAAUUUAAUCUA